Molecule: messenger RNA, 1643 nt
Organism: Topomyia yanbarensis
Lineage: Eukaryota; Metazoa; Arthropoda; Insecta; Diptera; Culicidae
Gene: mRpS9
Product: small ribosomal subunit protein uS9m
Exons: 8
Coding region: 244-1419 (391 amino acids)
Biological process (GO): translation
Cellular component (GO): ribosome; mitochondrial small ribosomal subunit
Molecular function (GO): RNA binding; structural constituent of ribosome
Source: RefSeq, a predicted model, not a curated record
UUGAUAAACAAAUCCAACGAUCGACAUACGGUUUGUUUUCAAAAUAUAAUAGAAGUCAUUUAAAGUGCUGCCUGUGGAAGCGGUUGCCAAAAUUCUAGUGUUGAAAUCAUCAUAAAGGGAGUGUUGCCGUUUUGACUGAUUUUCACUCUUCGUCUCUUUCCCUAUUCUCUUUGUCUCGAUUCUCUUGAAACAAAUGAAUAAGAAUUUAAAAUUUUAGUUUAAUUAAAUAAAAAAUAACAAAUCAUGUUCAAUUCUAUGCAAAUACGGGUCAAACUUUAUGCUUUCCGAUUUGCUGCUAGUUUGUUUAGAACAGAAUUAAGAUGGACUCAAUCGCGUUAUACGAGCAUUUCAUCGGUUACAGUAGAUGUCGAUCCAAUAAUGAAAAAAGACAAAGUUAGUAAGGCCAUGAAGGCGUACCUGGAGCGUGCAAAGGCACACAACGAGUUCAUGAGCAUACAAAACAUGGAAUUUAAAAUAGGAAAACGUCAUCUCGCAAAUAUGAUGGGCGAAGAUCCGGAAGCAUUCAGUCAGGACGACAUAGACAGAUCAAUACAGUAUCUCUUUCCGUCAGGAUUGUAUGAUAAAAAUGCUAAACCUAUGAUGAAACCCCCGGAGGAGGUCAUUCCGCAGCGAAAAGCCGCCGAAUUCAAUGAAACAGGACGACCAUUCCAUAGCAUGUUUUAUACCGGAAGACCAAAUUAUUGCAAAUUACUUUUUGAUAUUGUUGAAAACAUUAAUAAUUUAAAUGAAGUUGAGGAUCAAAGGCUUAGAAAACAUCUCACACCUGAUCAAACCCAGAGAUUAGAAACUUCUGGCUACGAUUGGCAAUCAAAGGAAGCGUUAGAGAAAAUUCUUCUGGAAGAUAUUUCGGAUACUGAAUACGACAAUUUUGCCAGUGCAAUAUCGCGCCUCAUCCAUCUACCAUACUCCUAUAGGCAAAAAUCUUUUAUUGACAAAUAUCGCAGGCCGCUUCUGAUAAAAACUGAUUCGGACCAAAUACCAAAGCCACAAUUGGACGAGAACGGCAGAAGCUACGUAACAGUGUACGAGUGUCUUCGAAAAUCGGCCCGUGGAGAUGUUACCGUUAUAGCACCCGGAAAAGGUACAAUAAAAAUAAAUGGUCAUGAUAUUACUUACUUUAAAGACAUUCAGGCAAGAGAACAGGUUCUGUUUCCUCUGAUUUUUGCUAAUAUGGUAGGGAAAGUAGACGUAUCAGCGAAUGUCGAAGGCGGUGGCUUUUCAGGCCAAGCAGGUGCGAUUCGUUGGGGUAUUGCAAUGGCUUUGAGAAGUUUCGUUGACGCCGACAUAAUUGAUCGAAUGAGGAUAGCCGGUCUUCUACAACGCGAUUAUAGACGCAGAGAACGUAAAAAACCAGGUCAAGCAGGCGCUCGCAAGAAGUAUACUUGGAAAAAACGUUAAACUCACCAUUGCUAUUAAAAAUUUGUUUACAUUCGGUUACAAUAAAAUAUGAUAUGGUUUCGGUGUACAUUGUAUUUUAGCAUCCGACUCAUUAAUGCUAGUUCCAAGUAGACAUCAAUAGGAGUAAUAUUUUAUAGACCGUAACCCCACUCAUUAUAUUUUACCGAACACGUGUUUAACCAAAAUCGAGCAAUAAAGGAAAAAGAGCAGUUCUGCAAGCAGAA